This is a messenger RNA of Kickxella alabastrina, 1088 nucleotides long. RefSeq lists its product as uncharacterized. NCBI's taxonomy places the organism in Eukaryota, Fungi, Kickxellomycota, Kickxellomycetes, Kickxellales, Kickxellaceae. The record is from RefSeq and is a predicted model, not a curated record. Bases 167 to 904 code for a protein of 245 amino acids. The transcript has a single exon.
CUCAUCAUCAUCAUCUUGGUCGCCACCUGCCUUAUCUGCUGCUGCUGCCACAGCCGCAGACUUGGUGUCCUUGCUGCGCUGCUGUUGGAACGACGGAUUGCUCCCGCCAAAAGUCGCAAAGCCGCCGCCGUCACCGACAUACGGCGAAUUGGUUGCCGAGACAGUCAUGCGCUGCCGCUUGGUGUUGCGCACAGACCCGCCAGCGCGCUUGCGUUUGCACAGCUUGUCUGCUUUGCUCGAUCCACCAGCGUCGAACUUCCCGUCCGCAAUGGCAGCAGCCACACUGCUAUACAGGAGUGACUGCAGGGACGGCGACGGGGACAGCUGCCGUGGAGACCCAGGCACACUGUGCCCGCGACGCGCCUCACUGGCAUCCAUCUGGAAAUCCAGCUUGCUGUUGCUGUUGCUGCUGCUGCCGCCUCCAACACGGCCGCGGGGUGAUCCCAGGGCGCUCGCCAAGCCCAAGCCGUCCUGCGCCAAUUCGGCCGAGCUGCGGUUGACCGAUCCUUUGACGAUGGUUGAUACUGAGCGGGUUCUGGAUUUGGGCAACCGCGAUUUGGCUUUUCCCUUGGGCUCCUGCUUGACGCCCAUCAUGCGCGCGACCAGGUCCUCGGCAGCGCCGCUGUCAGUGUCGCUGUCGCUUCCCUCGUCGCCCUCGCCCUCGGCCGAUUCCAGCGCUCCUUGCUCGUGUGUGCCGCCGGUUGACUGCCGCCCUAUGGUCCUGCGUCUCUUGCGAGCUCCAUUAGCCGGGUUCGCAGAGCGCCUGGGCGUUUGCUGCGUCUUGCGAGAGCCGGAAUUGGCGCCCUUUGCUCCCGUGGGCGAGCCGUCCCCUGUUCCGUUGGCGUUGCCCGACGGGCUGGAGCUGGUCCUGCUGCCGUCCCUCUGUUUCCCACCAUCCUCGUAGUCCUCCUCGCUAUUUUCGGGCCCGUCGUUGUCAGCGCCGCCCCUGGUGGACCGUCUAGACCGCCGGCCCUUGCGCGCAGCCUUUGAUGUGGGCGAAGUGCCAGCAGCAGCAGCAGCAGCGGUGUCCUCAGCUUUUUUCGCCGGCUUCUUCGGUGUCCGCUUGCCAUUCGCCGGCUUCGCGCCCG